AUGGAGCUCUACGCUGACAUCGUGCCACAGACCGCAGAGAACUUCCGACAGUUCUGCACAGGCGAGUACUUGAAGCACGGCAAGCCGAUUGGCUACAAGGGUUCGAACUUCCACCGGGUGAUCAAGGGCUUCAUGAUCCAGGGCGGCGACUUCCUCAACGGUGACGGCACCGGCAGCGCCAGCAUCUACGGCGACAAGUUCGCCGAUGAGAACUUCGAGGUCAAGCACACCGAGCCCGGCCUCCUCUCCAUGGCCAACUCGGGUCCUAACACGAACGGCUGCCAGUUCUUCAUCACGUGCGACGCGUGCGACUGGCUCGACAACAAGCACGUGGUGUUCGGCAAGGUGAUCGAGGACGGCCUCCGCGUCGUGCGCAUGAUCGAGAACGUCUCGACCAUCGGCUCCAACAACAAGCCCAAGCUCCCCAUCGCCAUCACCCAGUGCGGUCAGUACUGA
Molecule: messenger RNA, 456 nt
Organism: Acanthamoeba castellanii str. Neff
Lineage: Eukaryota; Discosea; Longamoebia; Acanthamoebidae
Product: peptidylprolyl isomerase H, putative
Exons: 3
Coding region: 1-456 (151 amino acids)
Biological process (GO): protein folding; protein peptidyl-prolyl isomerization
Cellular component (GO): intracellular membrane-bounded organelle
Molecular function (GO): peptidyl-prolyl cis-trans isomerase activity
Source: RefSeq, a predicted model, not a curated record